Sporisorium graminicola is the source of this 1149-nucleotide messenger RNA. RefSeq lists its product as uncharacterized. The record is from RefSeq and is a predicted model, not a curated record. The coding region runs from base 1 to 1149 and encodes 382 amino acids. The transcript has a single exon. Lineage: Eukaryota; Fungi; Basidiomycota; Ustilaginomycetes; Ustilaginales; Ustilaginaceae. Gene Ontology annotation, molecular function: transmembrane transporter activity. Gene Ontology annotation, biological process: transport.
AUGUACACAGCAUCCUUCAUGCCACAGUGGGGAGGGGCCCUCUUGCUCUCCUCCACCUUGGCCUCAUCCUCGUCACCUGCAUCAAUACCGUCUCUGCCACACACAUGGUCCGAACCACCACCAAACCCCUCGACACCUCUUCUGUCUACAUCAUCAACAUCACCCUCACCACCUAGACCCUCGGAAAGCGGUGCCUCGAUCAAAGGUUUCGUCGGGGGCACCGUUUCCGGGCUCACCAAACUGCUCGUCGGCCACCCGUUCGACACGAUCAAAGUGCGCAUGCAGUGCUCACCCGUGGGUACGUACGCUGGGCCACUCGACUGCUUCCUGCAGCUGGCGCGGCGCGAAUCGCUGCUCGGGCUGUACAAGGGCGCGACACCUCCGGCGUUCGGGUGGGCGCUGACUGACUCGGUGCUGCUCGGCAGUCUGCACAACUACCGGCGCUUGUUUGCACGCAUCACCAACCCGAAUUUCGGCGACGAGGAGGACGACGAUGCUGGUGGCAGGGGGCUCGACAUCAAGUACCAUGCGCUUGCCGGGCUCAUGGCGGGUUGGACGAACAGCUUCGUCACCACCCCUGUCGAGCUGCUCAAGGCCAAGCUGCAGAUGCAGACGCAGCGCGUGACGCUCCACCUGCCGGGGCAGUCGGCCGCGACGACGGUGGCCAAGACGCAAUUCACAGGCCCACUCGACUGCACACGCCAGAUCAUCGCGCACCGCGGCAUCUGGGGUCUGUGGCACGCCCUCCCCGCCACACUGCUCUUCCGCUCCUCGUUCGCCGCCAUGUUCGGCUCGUACGAGUACUUCCAGCGCCUCCUCGCCUCGUCGUCCAUCCCACUCUCGCCCGCCACCGUCACGUUCGUCUCCGGCGGCCUCGCCGCAGAGGUCUUCUGGAUCACCGCCUUCCCCGCCGACGUCAUCAAGAACCGCAUGAUGGCCGACAGCAUCACCAACCCCAAGUACACGCAUAUCCGAGCCGCAUGGCUCAGCGCCUGGAACGCGAGGGGCUCCCACCUGCCCUGGUGGAGCAAGGUCAGGGGCAUCUAUACCGGCUUCUUGCCGUGCCUGUUGCGCGCAUUCCCCACAAACGCGGCCGCACUGUUUGCGUUCGAGACGGCCAUGCGCUUGAUGGAUGCCGAGAAGGUCUGA